Molecule: messenger RNA, 1609 nt
Organism: Umbelopsis ramanniana AG
Lineage: Eukaryota; Fungi; Mucoromycota; Umbelopsidomycetes; Umbelopsidales; Umbelopsidaceae
Exons: 3
Coding region: 1-1563 (520 amino acids)
Biological process (GO): amino acid transmembrane transport
Cellular component (GO): vacuolar membrane
Molecular function (GO): amino acid transmembrane transporter activity
Source: RefSeq, a predicted model, not a curated record
AUGUACCUUGCUGCCCUGCAACGUCGUCGCGAAGGUGUCAAGAUCACCAACACUUUCUCUCAUAAUACCUCUGAGAAGAACGAGGGUGUCUAUGGAAAGGAUGGCGAAGAUGUCGCUGUAACCGAUGGCUACCAUCCCGUUACCGGCUGGAAUAUCGAUGCUGACAAGGCUGACGCACAGCGUGCGUUGAGAGUUGCAGGUUGGAUGAGCGCGUUCUACCUCAUUACUACCGAUAUUCUUGGUCCUACGAGUUGCCCUUGGGCUUUCUCUCAACUUGGUUAUGUCCCUGGUAUUCUUCUUUAUUUCUUCAUGGGUAUUGCCGCUGCAUAUACUGGUUGGCAAAUCUGGUACAUGUACCUUGCUUUGGACAGUCAUGAAUAUCCAGUUCGUACUUACAGUGAUUUGGCUGGUGUCAUCUUUGGCAAGACUGCUGAGCACGUUGUCAAUGUCCUCCAAUCUCUUCAACUUCUCUUCAACGUUGCUGUCAUUAUCCUCGGUAACGGCCAGGGUUUAUCUCAAAUUGCCAAUGCCAGUGUCUGCUUCAGUGUUCUUGUUCUUGUCUGGGCUUUGGCAGGAAUGUUUGUCGGUCAAAUUCGUUCUCUUCAAAACUUUGGUUGGUUGGCAAACUCUGCUAUUUGGAUGAACUUGGUUGUUAUCUUCAUUACUAUGGGUGUGGUUGCCCAUUCAGCUCCUAACUAUCUUGCGGCUGGUCUGCAAAACGGACAGACUGGUACCGCCAUCGUGACAGGCGCAUUCAUUGACACUACCUUCAAUCAGAAAAUCGUCGGCAUUAUGCAAAUUGUCUACUCUUAUGGUGGCGCCAUGAUGUUUGUUAACUUUAUGGCAGAAAUGAGACGUCCAUUUGACUUUAUCAAGGGUAUGGCUAUGGCUCAAAUUGUCAUUUUUGUCUGCUACGUUAUGUACGGUAUCUUCGUGUAUUCUUACCAGGGUCAGUACACCAUCAACCCUGCUAACCAAGGUAUCUCCAACUAUGGUUUCCAAACCGCUACCAAUGUCCUCUCUCUUGUUUCUGCGUUGAUCGCAGCUGGCCUGUACGGAAACGUUGGUCUCAAGAUUGUAUACCAAACUAUCAUUUUGGAUCUCCUCAAUGGACCUAAGAUGGCUUCAGUUACUGGUCGUAUUACAUGGACCUUCCUUGUACUUGGCUAUUGGGCCUUUGCUUUUGUUAUUGCCAGUGCUAUUCCACAAUUCAGCAAUAUCUCGAGUUUGGUCGCUGCCGUUUGCAUUCUGCAAUUUACCUAUACUUUCCCACCACUCCUCAUGUUGGGAUAUGAAGUUCAACGUGAUGCCAUUUCGACCGAAGAGUACAUUGAUGAACAGACCGGCCAACCCGGACAGGUGCAAGAUACCUGGUCUAGUUGGUCUCGCUGGAAGCGCGGACUUACCAAGCGCUGGUAUGUCAAGCUUUUCAACUUCCUUUUCUUUUUGGCUGCCUUGGCUACUGCUUGUCUCGGUAUGUACACAAGUGGAGAGGCCAUCCAGGAAGGUUUCCAGUCCAGUGGUGCCGGUACAUCGUUCACUUGUCAAUCGCCUGUUGCUUAGAUCAUACUAGCUAAAAAUCACUUCCUAUGAAAUUAUGUAAUUUUAU